Molecule: messenger RNA, 612 nt
Organism: Fomitiporia mediterranea MF3/22
Lineage: Eukaryota; Fungi; Basidiomycota; Agaricomycetes; Hymenochaetales; Hymenochaetaceae
Exons: 6
Coding region: 1-612 (203 amino acids)
Source: RefSeq, a predicted model, not a curated record
AUGAAUUCUGCCGCGGCUGAGGUACCAAAGUACUCAGGAUUCAGUACAUCAUCAAAUCUCGACUCUGAACCACCACGUUCCACUCGUGACAAUCAACACGCACAGAAACUACGCAGUAAGGCUUCCGUGAAGACCAGAGCAUCGAGUCGUGUUUCUUCUCUUUCUGCUUCCGUACUUUGUCGUACGCUGAAAACUUGGGAGGAACGGGCCACUCUCCAUAAGAUUCGCUUUAUUGAAGAAGAUUGGAAGGAUGAUGAAUUCAAUAAUUUCAUGAAGUCACUCAAAUACCCGAGCUUUAUUCUGGAGGAAGGCGUAAUGCGUAUAGUUAAUUCCUGGCUACAUCACUUUCCAAAUGGUGAACAAGUUCAACGCGAGUUUAGUAGUUGGCGCGAUCGGCUGAAUAGCGACAAGGUCGAGCUUGGUGACAAAUAUCAAUUUGCGAUGUCACUACCAAUUCUUCUUUAUGCUUGGAAGACUGCUUUAAUCCACGCUGAACCAGGGAUAAACGAAGCGUCAAAUCGCCAAGGCGCAGAUAUUUUAAUUGAGCUUGCGUUUCAAAGUCGUCCCAGGGCCGACCAUGAUAUGGAGGUGCUUAUAGCUCUGCAUUACUGA